Molecule: messenger RNA, 1233 nt
Organism: Morchella importuna
Lineage: Eukaryota; Fungi; Ascomycota; Pezizomycetes; Pezizales; Morchellaceae
Exons: 3
Coding region: 1-1233 (410 amino acids)
Biological process (GO): phenylacetate catabolic process; fatty acid beta-oxidation
Cellular component (GO): peroxisome
Molecular function (GO): acetyl-CoA C-acyltransferase activity
Source: RefSeq, a predicted model, not a curated record
AUGGCACUCUUCCAGAAAGGUCUCAAGAACAUCCUGAAGAAGUCUGCCAACGACGUCGUUUUCGUAUCAGCCCUUCGCACGCCCGUCACACGAGCACACAAGGGAGGCUUCAAGGACACGCACCCCGAAGAGCUCCUUGCCCACGUCCUGAAAUCUACCCUUGACCGCACCAAGAUAGACCCCCGCCUCAUUGAGGAUGUCACUAUCGGUUCCGUCCUCCAGGAGCUCGGUGGUGCUAAAGCCGGUCGCAUGUCAAUGAUCCAUGCUGGCUACCCCUACACCACAACCUUCAACACUGUUAACCGGCAAUGCUCGUCAGGGCUGCAGGCCAUCACCAACACUGCCUAUGCUAUCCAAGCCGGCGCCAUCAACAUCGGUAUUGGUGGAGGCAUGGAGAGCAUGACCCGGAACUACGGCUCUCGGGCCAUCCCUGUAGACCUCUCCCCCGAGCUCCGUGACAGCCCCAACCAGGACGCAAAGGAUUGUAUCAUGCCUAUGGGCAUCACUGCCGAGAACGUGAGUGCGCGAUACGGCGUGAACAGGAGCGAUAUGGAUGUAUUUGCGGCAGAGAGUCACAAGAAGGCGGGCGCUGCGCAGGCAGCGGGGAAAUUCGAUGAGGAGAUUGUGCCGAUGGUGACGAGAUGGAUUGAUGCCACUGAUCCGGCGAACCCGGUUACGACACAGAAGACAGUAUCGCAAGAUGAUGGUAUCAGACAUAACGCGAGUCUGGAGAUGAUGGCGAAGUUGAAGCCGGCGUUCAAGGCAGAUGGUAUGUGCACGGCAGGGAACUCGUCGCAAGUGUCGGACGGCGCGGCAGUGGCGCUGAUGAUGAGGAGAGAUAUGGCCGAGAGGUUGGGAUAUGAGGUUAUCGGGAAAUUCGUGGCGACAAAGACUGCCGGGUGCAAGCCCGAUGAGAUGGGUAUUGGACCAGCCGUGGCAAUCCCAAAGUUGUUGGAGGAGACGGGUGUCAGUGUGGAUGAGGUUGAUGUGUGGGAGCUCAAUGAAGCAUUCGCAUCACAAGCAUUAUACUGUAUCAGGAAGCUCGGUCUUGAUAUGGCAAAGGUAAACCCUAACGGAGGAGCCAUUGCGCUAGGACACCCAUUGGGUGCUACCGGUGCUAGACAGCUCGCAACACUGCUCCCCGAGCUGAGACGAAGCGGAAAAGAUGUUGGUGUUAUCAGUAUGUGCAUCGGAACUGGUCAAGGUUUGGCCAGUUUGAUCGUCAGGGAAUAG